AUGACUAUGAAUUUGGCCUCUUUCCUCGACAACCUGGAGGGACCUGAGGGCCUGCACAAGUUGGGUGUGCCCCGCAGGUGUGGCCCUGCCCUGGCGCUGAGGGACCUGGCAGACCUGACUCUGCCGCGGGCGAAGGUGUUGCCUGACAGAGAAGAGAUGUCAGAGGCCAGACCCGUCUCCAGGAGCCUCCUCCGGUACAGACCCGGACCUCUGCUGGCUGCAGGUGCUUCCUGCCUGACCCCUCCCGCGGGAGAGGAGGUCCUCCGUCCYGGGGGACGCCUGCACCUCAGGGUUCAGGGCAGUCACCAGGUGGCCCUGCGACUGGCCUGCAUUGGGGAUGAGAUGGAUCUGUGUUUUCGGGGCCUCCAACUGGCCCAGCUGCCUGGGAUGGCCAUGCACAGCCUUGCUCUCAGCUACAGCCAGGCGAGAGUCACGGGUGUGCUCAGAAGCUUGACCCAGGGUCUCGCCAGCCUCAGGGAGAACAUGUGGUUCUGGAGACCCGCGGCCCCCAGAACCCGGGUGCCUCCUGCCCGGGCCUGCCGGGAGCUGCUGCCYGUGCUGCUGCUGCUGGGCCUGUUGCUGAGCAGGGCCCUGUACCUGCGGCUCCAGUGA
Molecule: messenger RNA, 612 nt
Organism: Urocitellus parryii (Arctic ground squirrel)
Lineage: Eukaryota; Metazoa; Chordata; Mammalia; Rodentia; Sciuridae
Gene: Bik
Product: BCL2 interacting killer
Biological process (GO): male gonad development; apoptotic mitochondrial changes; apoptotic process
Source: RefSeq, a predicted model, not a curated record